Messenger RNA from Phycomyces blakesleeanus NRRL 1555(-), 846 nucleotides. RefSeq lists its product as hypothetical. The coding region runs from base 1 to 846 and encodes 281 amino acids. The record is from RefSeq and is a predicted model, not a curated record. Lineage: Eukaryota; Fungi; Mucoromycota; Mucoromycetes; Mucorales; Phycomycetaceae. The transcript is spliced from 3 exons.
AUGACGACCCAUAACAUCCAAUACAGAAAGAGCCAGCCUGUUUACUCCCAUCCUGAUCUUACGCCAAGGAUCAAUCUUUUAUCUACAAAAACCCCUCGAUCCGAUGCUGACAGGAGACAGAGAGAGCCGCCUAGUCGUCAGAAUGCACGCAGUUCUCUUUCCAGGGCAACAAAUCUACCACUGUCACAGCAGCAGCAACAGCAACAGCAGCAACAGCAGCAACAGCAGCAGCAAAAACAUGAAUAUCAGCCAAGAUUAAAUGACAUAAACAUAAUUCCAACAUCUCCUAUCAAACCCUCUCUUCCAUCAUCACCGACGCUUGGAAACAUAUAUCAAUCAAUCUACAAUGAACAAGAGCCUCAAAAGAGGGAUCUUUUCAAAGUUGGGAGCCGUUUGAUAUAUUGGGAAUCCCCCAUUCACUCCCUCAUAGUCCUAGCUGGCCUAUUACUCCUUGUCUGCUGGUCUCCGCAACAUCUCAUCUUAGGUAGUCUUUGUUGGAUAAUCAGUCUGGACCUCGCAAUUGUCCAAGCAGCCAGGAUUUUACAUAAUAUAGUAUUCCGUCUUCCUUAUGAUACAGUUCCUCACCCAUUCAAAACCUUACUAAGAGUAUCCGAUCAAACCUCCUUAUCCCGUCCUAGCAGCUCAACAUGGGCUGGGAUGGCGAGCACAGAGAUGUACAGGGUUAUACUGGUUCAGGACAAAAGAAAGAGCCUGAUGUGGUUGGCAGGCACGAUGUCUUAUCUAGCCAUCUCAGCUUGGGUAUCUACCCGUACCUUGCUGAUCCUUGCAUGUAUUGGUCUAUUUUCUGUACCCAAAGUGAUGUUGGAUCUCCAAAAUACAAGCUAA